Molecule: messenger RNA, 2835 nt
Organism: Magnusiomyces paraingens
Lineage: Eukaryota; Fungi; Ascomycota; Dipodascomycetes; Dipodascales; Dipodascaceae
Exons: 2
Coding region: 1-2835 (944 amino acids)
Biological process (GO): formation of cytoplasmic translation initiation complex; translation reinitiation
Cellular component (GO): eukaryotic translation initiation factor 3 complex, eIF3m; eukaryotic translation initiation factor 3 complex, eIF3e; multi-eIF complex
Molecular function (GO): mRNA binding; translation initiation factor activity
Source: RefSeq, a predicted model, not a curated record
AUGGCUCCUGCUGCCCGUCCUGAAAAUGUCCUGAAGAGGGCCGAUGAACUCAUCGCUGUGGACCAGUCCACUGCCGCUUUGGAGUUACUUUACGAAACUCUCACAUCCAAGCGCACGCGUAAUGUCACCAUUGAGAACCUCGAGCCCAUUGUUUUGAGAUUUAUUGAUCUUGCAGUUGAUCUCAACAAGCCUAAGAUCAUCCGUGAUGGUCUCUACCAAUACAAGAAGCUUGUUCAGUCGACCUCAAUCUCCUCGCUUGAGCUUGUCAUUAAAAAGUUCAUUCAAUUGUCUGAGGAUAAGGUGGCUCAGGCUCAGGCCAAGGCUGAUAAGAUCACCCUUGAUGCUGAUGAUGAUCUUGAAGCUACUGAAUCUCCUGAGGACAUUCUUUUGGCUACGGUGUCUUCUGAGCAGUCCAAGGACAGAACUGACCGUGAGGUGGUUACCCCCUGGCUCAAGCUCCUCUGGGAAGCUUACCGAAUUUCUCUUGAUGCUCUUCGCAACAACUCUAAGCUUGAGAUUCUUUACCAAAAGGUUGUUUCCCAGGCUUUUGACUUUUGCGUCAAGUACUCUAGAAAGACUGAGUUCCGCAGACUUUGUGACAUUUUGCGUCUUCACCUUUCCAAUGCUUCACAAGCAAAGUCUUCCCCUGCUCAGCAUCCCAUUGACCUUUCUGAUCCCGACACUCUCCAACGCUUCCUCGACACCCGCUUCCGUCAACUUGAGGUUGCAGUUGAACUUGAGCUUUGGCAGGAAGCUUUCCGCUCUGUUGAGGAUGUCCAUACCCUUUUGAGUGUUUCCAAGCGCCCUGCUAAGCCUGCCAUGAUGGCCAACUACUACGACAACUUGGCUCGCAUUUUCCUUGUCUCUGGUAACUACCUUUUCCAUGCCACUGCUUGGUCCAGAUACUGGGGUCUUCUUGUUCAAUCCCGCAAUGUUCGUGAAGAGGAGCUUGUUCGCGUUGCUUCCUUCUUUUUGAUUGCCACUUUGUCUAUCCCCACUUUCCCUCAAUCUCAGCAGCUUCGUAGCUCCCAGGACGAUGGUGAUCAACGUCACCGCAACAGCAGACUUACCAAUCUCCUCAACUUGUCUAAGAACCCUACCCGUGAUGCUCUUUUGAAGCAGGCUCUUUCUAAGAAUGUGUUGAGUUAUGUCCGCCCUGAAAUUCGCCAACUUUACAACAUUCUUGAGGUUGACUUCCACCCUCUCGGCAUCAAGUCUCGCGUUGUUCCUGUUAUUUCCAAGAUUGCCGAGUACAAGGAGUAUACUCCUUACUUCAAGCCUCUUUACGAUGUCAUUUUGACUCGUCUCUUUCAGCAACUCUCGCAGGUUUAUGAGACUGUCAAGUUUGACUUUGUGAUUGACUUGGCUACUUUCCCUGCACCCUUUGACUCGACUCCUGUCUCUAUUGAGAAGUUUAUUGUGCGCGGCUGCCACAAGGGCGAGUUCAACAUUACGAUUGAUCACGAGAGCAGAUCCAUCACUUUUAGAGAUGGCAUUUAUGACGAGUCUUCUGUCAACAGCAGCAUUGCUGCCUCUGCAUCUUCUUUGCAGUUGACUCCCUCGGAGAUUGUGCGCACUCAGCUUUCUCGUCUUGGGUCCACUCUUUUCAGCGUCAUCAACCAGGUUGAUGUUUCCUACAUUGAGGGCCGUGCUCUCCUUCGCAAGCAGGCCGUUGACCGUGCUCUUGCCGGCUUGAAUGACGAGAACCUGCAAACUCUUGAGCGCAUCAAGGUUAUUGAGCGCCGCCAGCAAGCUGCCAUUGAGGAGCAGAUUAAGCUUGAGGAAGAAGAAUCCCGUGCCCUCCGUCGCAAGUUGCAAGAAGAGCGUGAAGCUGAGAAGCAGCGUCUUGCCAAGGAGGCAGCCGCUCGUGAAGAAGAACGUCGCAAGCGUGAAGAAAAUGAAAUUUUGGCUCGUGAAAAGCGACGUCUUGCCGAGGACAUCAAUUCCAAGGGUAUCAUUAGCAUUGAUGUUACUAAGUUGGAUGAGAUGGAUAGUGAUCAGAUGAAGGCUCUGCAAAUCAAGGAGUUUAACAAGGUGAGCGAAGACUUGAACAAGAAGCUCAAGUCGAUGGCUCGUCGCAACGAUCAUAUUGAGCGUGCUCUCAGACUUGAGGAGGCCGCCAAGUGGCAAGAGGAGGCCAAGAAGCAGCAAGAAGCAGACAAGAAGGUUCACCAAACUAGAUAUGUUGCUCUUUUGGCCAGCAGCAAGAAGGACUAUGAAGAGAAGCUUGCUCUUAAGAAGCGGUUGAUUAGACUGCUUCCAAGUUUCCAAGAGCUUAAGGACACUGUCUAUGCAGCUCGCAAGGAGGAGUUUGAGCGUCUCAAGAAGGAGAAUGCUGAGAAGCUUGAGGAGGAGAAGGCCAAGCGUCUGGCUGCUGCCAAGAAGCAGCGCGCUAUUGAGCGUGAGCAGGAGCAGCUUCGUGUGGAGGAGGAGAGCCGUCUGCAGCGCGAAAAGAAUAAGCGCAUCCGCGACGAGGAAGAGAAGGCCAAGCGCGAGCGCGCCGAGGCGGCCGCUGCAGCUACUGCGGCCCCGGCUCCGGCUCCUUCCACCAGCGGUGCUUACAGACCUCCCACAGGUCGGGCAUCUGCCAGUGCAGGUGCCGGUGCAGGUGCGUCUGCAGGAGGUUCUAAGUACGUUCCUCCAUCUCAGCGUAGCCACGAUGCUGGCGCUGGUGGUUCAUCUUCUUCAACUUACUCGCGUCCUUCUGGAGGAUCUUCUUAUGUGCCACCAUCGCAGCUCAACCGUGAUUCCGGAGCUUCUCGUCCCUCGCCGUCCAGCACUUCUACACCUAGUUCUGGUGGCAGCAAAUACGUUCCUCCUUCCAAGCGCCGUUAA